Geosmithia morbida is the source of this 420-nucleotide messenger RNA. RefSeq lists its product as uncharacterized. The record is from RefSeq and is a predicted model, not a curated record. The coding region runs from base 1 to 420 and encodes 139 amino acids. NCBI's taxonomy places the organism in Eukaryota, Fungi, Ascomycota, Sordariomycetes, Hypocreales, Bionectriaceae. The transcript has 2 exons.
AUGACUUCAAGAGAUGAGGACGGUACUCUCCUACGACGAUUCAUGCCCAGUCACCUUGGACAUGGUGACCAACAGCAGCAACCCAGAUCACGAUCCCGUAUGAGCGUGCUGCGCGACGCUGCGACUCCACUGAUAUUCCGAAGGACGUCGACUCGGACAGCAGAAGGCUCUAGAUACGGAGGUCUGAUACCCAGCCUUCUCAAACGGAAGAGACGAGUCGAUGAGGAGGAUGGAGAGGAAGAAGAGCCAAAGAUCACCAUGGCCACUGGGCUACCUAUCCGACUCAACUUUUUGUUUGUGGGGGGUAGAGGAUCCGGUCAGACGUCUCUUCUCUUCGCCAUCAAACGAACCUGCUACGAAGUCUACAUCAACGACUUCAUCCACCGAGAGAGCCGUCGUCCCGGCAGCGUAGAGAUGUAG